This is a messenger RNA of Paramuricea clavata, 1161 nucleotides long. Lineage: Eukaryota; Metazoa; Cnidaria; Anthozoa; Malacalcyonacea; Plexauridae. The record is from the annotation of a GenBank genome assembly.
AUGUGGAAACAUGCAAAUGUACUACCAGUGCCUAAAGAAUCUAUCUUAAACUCUCUUAAUCAACUAAGACCAAUCUCUUUAACAGAUAUUAUAAUGAGAUUAUUUGAAAGAAGUGUGUUCAAAACUGAGAUAGCACAUGUUACAAGACACGCUAUUGAUUCAGAUCAGUUUGCAUACAAGGAAGGUCACAAUUCGAUUAUGGCUCUGAUCAAGUGCCAACACACAUGGUUAAGAUGGUUAGAAGGAGAUGCAAAAUAUGUCAGAGUAUUAUCUUUUGACUUUCGCAAAGCAUUCGAUAGCGUUCCACAUGAUAUUUUAUGUGAGAAGCUUAAGAAGCUCCCCAUCAACCCAUAUGUUACUAAUUGGCUGAUUAGUUUUUUGGAGGAUAGGAAACAGAGGGUAGUGGUUGAUGGAAUGGAAACUGAAUACUUGAACAUUAAUCGAGGUGUUCCCCAAGGAACAGUUCUGGGUCGUGUCCUCUUUUCGAUCAUGGUGAAUGACAUCAAAACAGUUAACCCCAUAAACCAGUUAGUUAAGUUCGCGGAUGACAUGACAUUAGAAGUACCAGGGAAUGAAAACGGAGAUACAUCCCAAGCCGAAGUGGACAGUAUACAAACAUGGUCUGAAAAUAAUCGAAUGUCCUUAAAUAUGGAAAAGACGUAUGAAAUGAUUGUUAGGAGAAAUAUCCCUACGCUGUUGCCUGAUCCUUUUCCAUUUAUUAAACGAAGGACGUGGUUAAAGAUUUUAGGAAUUACAUUACAGGAUCUCCCUUCCAAGUGGGAUUUGCAUUUUGAUGAAAUGUUGAAAAAAGCCAGCGCAAGAAUGUACAUAAUGCGUGUCUGUAAAUACUAUGGCUUCCCAAUCAAACAACUGGACAUGCUGUUUAACACUUUAAUUAUGCCUAUAAUCACUUACGGCAUAGAACUUUGGGGAGGCGCAUACUUCAAUAAAUACAUUAGUCAAAUAGACAAAUUCAUCAAUCGCGCUCACAGAAAUGGUUACAUAUCGGAAAAAUUGAAUAUUAAGGAGAUAAGCAUCAAAAGGGACAAGAAACUUUGGGAUAAAGUAAUACAUAAUAAAGAUAAUGCACUACAGGAGCUUUUACCAGAUAAAUUAAAUAGACACCUUAGGCCAAGGGGACACGAGUUUGAACUUCCAUUA